Messenger RNA from Gavia stellata (red-throated loon), 296 nucleotides. RefSeq names its product anaphase promoting complex subunit 11 (gene ANAPC11). Gene Ontology annotation, molecular function: ubiquitin protein ligase activity; zinc ion binding; cullin family protein binding. The transcript is spliced from 2 exons. Gene Ontology annotation, cellular component: anaphase-promoting complex; nucleus. NCBI's taxonomy places the organism in Eukaryota, Metazoa, Chordata, Aves, Gaviiformes, Gaviidae. Gene Ontology annotation, biological process: anaphase-promoting complex-dependent catabolic process; positive regulation of mitotic metaphase/anaphase transition; protein ubiquitination. Bases 1 to 255 code for a protein of 84 amino acids. The record is from RefSeq and is a predicted model, not a curated record.
AUGCGGGUGCGGGUGCGGAGCUGGCACGGCGUCGCCUCCUGGCUGUGGGUGGCCAACGACGAGAACUGCGGGAUCUGCCGGAUGGCCUUCAACGGCUGCUGCCCCGACUGCAAGGUGCCCGGCGACGACUGCCCGCUGGUGUGGGGGCAGUGCUCGCACUGCUUCCACAUGCACUGCAUCCUCAAGUGGCUGAACUCGCAGCAGGUCCAGCAGCACUGCCCCAUGUGCCGCCAGGAGUGGAAGUUCAAGGAGUGACCGCCGGCCUCCGCCGUUACACCGGCCGGCGGCGAGGGGGG